UAAAAGAAAAAAUAAUAAGGAACCCAAUUUUCUUUCUAAAAACUUCAGCGCCGUCUUGAAAAAAAAAAGAGAUCGCUCAAUCUACUCUCUAUGGUUACCAGCGAGCUUCGCUGUUGCCGUGAGAGGGUCUCCACUGUCUUUAUUUGUGUCCUCUCUGGUUGAAUUAUGAUUUCAGUGGGUGAAGCUUUGAUGUUGAGAAGUUGUGUGGUCCCUUGGCGUGCAACCUACUAGAUUUUCGGAUUACUUGCUAAGGUUCUAAGGAGCAUGUUCUCAAUCACGGCUGGUCUUUGAGUAGUCGAUCGCCAAACGUUCCUCUUCGUUGGCUGCUCGGGUUGAAGUGUUGUCCUCUUUGGGUUCUGUUGAAGAAGCAGUGCAAAGCUGAACUGUAUGUGGUGGACCUAACCCUUCACGCUGUCCCGAAAAAGACUCUUUUCCUUCACAGAUGGGAAAUUGUCAGGCGGUUGAUGCGGCGGCGUUGGUUGUACAGCAUCCCGACGGGAAACUCGAUAGAUAUUACGGUCCUGUACCCGUCGCUGAAAUCAUGCGUGUGUAUCCUGGUCACUAUGUUUCUCUUAUUAUUCCAUUACCGGAGACGAAUGUUUCGGCGACGACGACCAAGACGCUGGAAGAAGAUAAGAGUGAGAGAAGGGUCGUGAAGUUCACGCGUGUGAAACUUCUUAGACCAACGGAGAGUCUUGUACUUGGUCAUGCUUACCGUCUCAUCACUUCACAAGAGGUUAUAAAAAUUUUAAGAGCAAAGAAGUACGCGAAGACAAAGAAGCAUCAGAGUGAAACGACUGAAGAGAAGAAGAAGGUUUCUGAAGAAUCCGACAAGAAUCAGGAUCUGGAAACAAAUGAUGAGAAGCAACGUGCAGUGUUAACGAGCUCAGGAUCGUCGAAAUCGAGAACAUGGAGACCAUCAUUGCAGAGCAUAUCUGAAGCUACAAGCUGAUACUUAUUUUAGUUUUUGCUUUAGGGACAAGAAACAGAGUCUCUGUGUGGAUCAUCCGAAGGAACAAAUCUGAAAAGAAAGAGAAAUAAUAUAUCCUGAAUGAUCUCUUCUCUUUUAGAUUCCUUUCAGGUUAUUACAUAAAUUAAGAUGAAACCACUCUGUAGAGAUUACGAACUGAGUCCGUUUUUUGUCUUGUCAAAGUAUAUAAGUUCUCCAGAUGAAGAAACGAUCGAGAAGAAGGAAGUGUAUAACAUAUGUUUCGUAGUA
Molecule: messenger RNA, 1219 nt
Organism: Raphanus sativus (radish)
Lineage: Eukaryota; Viridiplantae; Streptophyta; Magnoliopsida; Brassicales; Brassicaceae
Exons: 5
Coding region: 443-952 (169 amino acids)
Source: RefSeq, a predicted model, not a curated record